UUUAACGGAACCAAAGUGAUGACGUCACCUCCCGUCGUCGGAUGCCGGGGCUGCAUUUGGGGAAUUUCUCGGAAACGUGAUUGGUUCUUUUAAAGUGAAACCGAAAAUAGAGGGGACUUUAUAAAGACCUCGCGCCGUGAAGGAGUCAGACGCGGAGAGAUGUUGGGUCUGAGUGCGCACAUAGUCCGUCAGAGCCUGGCGGCGGCGGUGGCAGUGGGGGUGGCGGCGGGGGUCGACCUCUACGUGCUCACCGCGGUGGCCUCAAACACGUCCGCGGGUCUGUGGGUCGGCGCCGUGAUCAGAUGCGCGUGCCUGCUCACCUUGACCCGGGUCACCGCGGGGCUCAAACCCGUGCUCGUGCGCUUCGCGGUGAUGCACGCUCUGAUCGCCCCGGCGUUGGAGAGCGGCCGCGAGCUGCUAUACGGACCUGGCGAGGCGGUGGACUGGGGGGACGUCGGGACCUGGCUCACCUGCACCGGGGCGGCGGGGGCGGCGGCGCUGUGCUGGGAGCUGUGGGAGCGGACCACCGCGGCCAGUGGGGCCGGGGAGGAGGGGCAGGAGGAGGACAACCGGAAGUCCAGGGAGCUGUUCGUGAGGGUCCUCCGCCUGUACAGACCGGAUGUUGGUCUUCUCCUGGGAGCCUUCUCCUUCCUGCUGCUCUCCGUGCUGUGUGGGAUGUUGAUCCCGAUUUACACCGGCAGGGUGAUUGACAGUCUCCGGACCGGGUACCAGGAGCGGGAGUUCCUGUCGGCCAUCGUCUUCAUCAGCGUGUACUCCCUGGGCAGCUCCCUCGGGGCGGGCUGUAGGGGGGGUCUCUUCAUGUGUGUGAUCGGGAGUUUCACACGGAGAGUGAAGCUGGCUCUGUUUGGGGCGCUGGCCAAUCAGGACAUUGGAUUCUUCGAGAGCGUUAAAACAGGGGAGCUGACCACCCGUCUGUCGGAGGACACCACCCGGAUGGGCCGCACGGUGGCGCUUAACAUCAACGUGCUGCUGAGGACGCUGAUCCUCACGCUGGGCACGGUGGGGCUCAUGGUCAGCCUCUCCUGGAGCCUCACCCUGCUGGUGCUGCUGGAGACGCCCGUCACCGGCCUCAUCGAGCGGCUCUACCACUCCUACCACCAGAGGCUGACGGAGGAGGUGCGCGACUCGGUUGCCCGGGCCAACGCGGCGGCCAAUGAGGCGGUGUCGGGGGUGUGGCUUGUGAGGAGCUUCCACGCAGAGGCCGGGGAGGCCCGUCGCUAUGACGACCGGCUGAUGGACACACACCGGCUGAAGACCCUCAGAGACCGCGUCCGGGCGGCCUACCUGCUGGCCCGCAGGCUCUCGGGACUCUCCAUGCAGCUAGCCCUGCUGGUCUACGGCAGAGCGGUGAUCCAGAGAGGUCACAUGACCAUUGGGACCCUGCUCACCUUCCUCCUCUACCAGGAGGACCUGGGGAACAACAUCAGGACCCUGAUUUCCAUCUUCGGGGACAUGUUGUCCUCGGUGGGGGCGUCCAAGAAGGUGUUUGAGUACCUGGACCGGACGCCCCAGUGCACUAUGGGUACUCUGGCCCCGGAGCAGCUGAGGGGUCACGUGACUUUCAGCGACCUACGCUUCGCCUACCCCUCCCAGCCUGACAGCCCCGUCCUGCAGGGCUUCAAUCUGGUCCUGAAGCCCGGGACGCUGACCGCCCUGGUGGGGGUCUCCGGGGGGGGGAAGACCACCUGCGCCAGCUUGCUGCAGACCCUCUACCGGCCACAGCACGGAGCCAUCCUCCUGGACGGCCAUCCCAUCUGCUCCUACCAGCACCACUACCUCCACCGGAAGGUGUCUGUGGUCACCCAGGAGCCAGUGAUUUUCUCCAGGUCCAUCAGAGACAACAUUGCGUACGGUCUUCCUGACUGUUCCCUGGACGACGUCCAGCAAGCGGCCAAAAAGGCCAACGCCCACAACUUCAUCAGCCAAUUGGAGAAAGGCUACGACACAGAGGUGGGCGAGAGAGGAGGACUGUCCAAGAGCGAGAAGCAGAGGGUUGCCAUAGCGAGGGCCCUGGUCCGAAGGCCGCAGGUGCUGAUCCUGGACGAGUUCACCAGCUCCCUGGACGCCGACAGCGAGGUCAAGGUCCUCCAGGCUCUGAGUUCUGGCUCCGCCCCCACCCGGCUGGUCAUCGCCCAUAGGCUGAAGACGGUGGAGGAGGCCGACCACAUCGCUGUGAUUGGCCAGGGCCGGGUGCUGGAGCAGGGCAGCCACCGGGAGCUGAUGGAGGCCAGGGGGUCGUACUACCAACUCUGGGAAAAACUCUUCUAGGGGACGGGGGGGGGGCUCGUUGCCACGGUGACUGGCCCCGGGGCGGCACCAUGCGUUCCGCCGGGAGGUGACAUCACUAGCAGCGGAGGAGACAUUUGAAGCCGGGGGCCCCGCCCCCCCCGGUGGUCUGCCACUGGGGCUCACCCCUAACCCCUACAUCCUGACCUCUGGUGACCUCUGGGUGACCUCUGAAGUACGUCUGCUUCAUGUUUCAGUUAUACAGAGCGUUACUGUACGCUCACACCAAAAGCUGUAAAAGAUGCAAAAUCGCAGAAUAGCUCGAAACGCAACGCUGUCCAAAGUAUUUAUAGCGCUCUCAUCACUCAUCGCGUGAACUAUUUGAACCUUUUAUCUUGCUCCUCAAUACAUUCCGAUUAGUUGUCGGGUUAUUUACAGAUAAAUCGCUGAUGGCUGUUUGCAUAAAGUUGAGCUGUUUCCAACUCUCAUUUACAGCUUUACAGCUUUACCGCUAUCGCUCAAGCGCUUUAUCGCUCACGUCUAAUUAAAAGUCAACGGGUGUUUAUCACUCUGAGCGCUACGUAGCUUUUGGUGUGAACUGAUAGUUAGAACGGAGGAGUGUUGCAUCAUGGGUGUUUGGGGGGUGUUGACCUCUGAUGUGAAUAAAGGUCGUCUAAAGCGUG
This is a messenger RNA of Gadus morhua (Atlantic cod), 2930 nucleotides long. RefSeq names its product transporter associated with antigen processing, subunit type a (gene tap2a). The record is from RefSeq and is a predicted model, not a curated record. Gene Ontology annotation, biological process: transmembrane transport. The coding region runs from base 160 to 2289 and encodes 709 amino acids. Gene Ontology annotation, molecular function: ATP binding; ABC-type oligopeptide transporter activity; ATP hydrolysis activity. The transcript is spliced from 11 exons. Gene Ontology annotation, cellular component: membrane. Lineage: Eukaryota; Metazoa; Chordata; Actinopteri; Gadiformes; Gadidae.